Molecule: messenger RNA, 153 nt
Organism: Plenodomus lingam JN3
Lineage: Eukaryota; Fungi; Ascomycota; Dothideomycetes; Pleosporales; Leptosphaeriaceae
Source: RefSeq, a predicted model, not a curated record
AUGCUGAUGAGCCCACAUGCAGUCUGCCCUGAUUUCCCCCAACUCUCCACCACCACCAUCACCAUCACCAUCACCACCACCGCCUCCUCUUCCUCCUCCGCCGCCGCCGCCGCCGACGCACACCCAGACUCCAUACCGCCCGCCGUGGUGUAG